CGAUACUCGGCAGCCUCACCUCGCCUAUCCCAUUCCAUCCUUCUAUCCGUGCAUCCAUCAUCCUCAUCAACAGGGUUCAGGGUUCCAUUGAAUUGACAUGCUUUCCAUAUUUUUCGACUCUCCACCACGGACUUCGCUUAAUGGGCAAGCUUGUUUCCUUAUCUUCCUUCCCACUUUCAAUUCGAUGUCUGCAUUACGCGUACCUCGUUGGCUACGGCGUUGUUCUCUACCACAGUACUCCGUACCGUCUUCUCUCCAACCUAUACACCCUAUACCUGCGCAGCCCUGGACCUCUGUCGAAUGGAAUGUCCCUUCCUCAAUAGCAAAAUGAUAUCAUGCUCCUACCUCGACCCUCGCGAAACGUCUGCGGUCAAUGGCAUCGUCGAAAGUCCGGCAUCGUUGGCCAACUGCUCCUCCUGUUCCUCUUCCUCCUCUUCCUGCAGACUCGAUUCCAUUCAACCCCAGCGAAACCAGCGGCGACGGUCCCUCCACCUCCUGCACCGCGACCUACGAGCCCUCUCCUCAAAAGCCAAGCCUCUUUCUGGAAGGACCUCCACCUGCUGAUCCUGAACAAUGACCCAAACUGUGACCAACCACCGGACCUGGUCGUGCCUCAGAAGUUGGACAUCGGAUAUGACCCUUCGCACAACCACCAAAGACCGGAUAUAUUGUUUAUGGAGUCCAAAGACAUCAAACGCAUGAGGGAGGCACAUACCAACUUCAUCAAUGACCUCAAAAAGUCCACUCCAACAAUGGUGUAUGAGCCAGGCAGUCGUGGACUCGUCAUGACUGCGGGAUUCAAUCAACUGCCGGUCAUGGUGAUAUCGAUACGUAUGUUACGGAGGACAUGGUCGUUAUUGCCGGUCGAGGUGUUCGUGGCCGAUCCGAACGACUACGACGAAGAAAUAUGCAACAGUGUCAUGCCGACGCUCAACGCCAAAUGCAUCGUUCUGUCCGACAUCUUUCGAGCGGCCGAGUCGGGCGUGUCCAUCGACCGCUUUCAGUACAAAAUCAUGGCCAUCCUGUUCUCCUCGUUCGAAGAAGUCCUGCUCCUGGACUCGGAUGCUUUUCCCAUCCACAAUCCCAUCUCACUGUUCGAACAAGAGCCGUUUAAGAGCACGGGUAUGAUUGUCUGGCCCGACUUUUGGUACGCUUCCGAAUCACCGUACUAUUUCCAGAUUGCCAAAAUCGAAGAUAUCCCGCCCUUGUACUCUCGUGCCUCCGUCGAAUCGGGCGAACUGAUGUACUCGAAAGCGAAACAUAACAUGUCCAUCAUGCUAGCUGCAUACUACAAUUUCUACGGCCCGACCUAUUACUACCCACUCCUUUCGCAGGGCGCUCCCGGUCAAGGCGACAAGGAGACAUUCGCUUGGGCGGCUACAGCACUCAAACAACCAUUCUACCCGGUCCAUGAACGGGUUAUGGCCCUUGGCCGGAUGGACUCGAAUGGCCAUUACCUGGGAAGCGCCAUGGCCCAGCAUGAUCCCAUUGCUGACUGGAUCUAUACCCAAGUCCACGGGCCCCCUCACGAGCGGUUGAAAGAAGGAGACCUCAAAGACGUGAACCCAUUCGACAUCCAGCUCACCGAAGUGAGGCCGUUUUUCAUCCACGCCAAUUUCCCCAAAUUCGACCCCUCCACCAUCUUCCAGCACCAAAUGCGUGGCUUCGAUGACGAAGUCACCGGCUCCGGCGGUCCUACGCAUGACUCAAACGGCACCGCCGUGCGCUGCUGGAUGAGCGAGCAGCGCGCCACCGAGUUGUUCGGAUUCGACGUGGAACGUGCCUUCUGGGAAGAGAUCAUGGGUACCGCGUGCGAGUACGAGCAUCAAUUCGGAUGUUGGAAAGGCAAACAGGGUAUCUGUGACGGAGUCAGGAACUACUUUGUCAAAGUCUUUCAUGCCAACCCUGUCGAGCCAGCCGGAUCCUGAUCAUCAGCAGCAGACACUCAAGUCGUCUGUCGACUUUCUUCACAUUACCGACUGGAACCGCAGCACCUUUGUUUUUUGAACCUGCCCGCAGACAUCUUUGUAUAUACCCUUGGCGAAUUAUUGGAACAUUAUCCGUAUGUCUCAUUCGCGACGAAACUGCCACUCGGGGCGUUGUGAAACGACCUCAUUAACGAGAACCACGAUACGAUUUGACAAACGAAAGUACAUAUAGAACCAUCCACAUCAUCAUGUCAUGCCUUGUCAUUUACGAAAACGGCGCGCACUCGAUUUCGACCUCGACUUUCAGCACAUGUGCAUAUUUGGGAAUAUAAGCAUAGCAUCCUGCUUGAACUAUACGGCGCGAAGCCACCUGUUGCAUUGAAAUUCGCUUGAGUUUUCUUUUAGCCAGCUGCAUUGCAUAGGCAUCGCAUUGCGUUGCAUUUAGAUGGAGUUAGUUGUUGGAAUUUUUCAGCCCACGAUGCGGCGAGCGGAUAGCAAGGACACCUGAUUUUCCAUUUUCAUCACAUUCCUGUUGCAUAUUCCUGU
This is a messenger RNA of Exophiala xenobiotica, 2474 nucleotides long. RefSeq lists its product as uncharacterized. Lineage: Eukaryota; Fungi; Ascomycota; Eurotiomycetes; Chaetothyriales; Herpotrichiellaceae. The record is from RefSeq and is a predicted model, not a curated record. Bases 336 to 1928 code for a protein of 530 amino acids. Gene Ontology annotation, cellular component: Golgi apparatus. The transcript has a single exon. Gene Ontology annotation, molecular function: alpha-1,2-mannosyltransferase activity. Gene Ontology annotation, biological process: mannan biosynthetic process.